Molecule: messenger RNA, 415 nt
Organism: Pseudophryne corroboree (corroboree frog)
Lineage: Eukaryota; Metazoa; Chordata; Amphibia; Anura; Myobatrachidae
Gene: MICOS10
Product: mitochondrial contact site and cristae organizing system subunit 10
Exons: 4
Coding region: 45-275 (76 amino acids)
Cellular component (GO): mitochondrion; mitochondrial inner membrane; MICOS complex
Source: RefSeq, a predicted model, not a curated record
ACUUGCUGCUGCUGCUGCUGCUGCUGCUGCUUCCCUAGGUGAAGAUGUCGGAGUCCGAGCACGGCAGGAAGUGGGACCGGUUCCUGGCAGAUGCCACCGUCAAAUUCGGUGCUGGUCUCGGUUUGGGGAUUAUAUUUUCAGUGGUCUUCUUUAGAAGAAAGACGUGGCCCAUCGCUUUCUCCUCCGGGAUUGGCUUAGGAAUGGCUUAUUCAAACUGCCAGAAGGACUUCCAGUCCCCGUAUCUUCUCCACGGCAAGUUUGUCAAAGAACAAUGAGCCUGAGCGAUCGUACAUUGAGAAGAGCUGCAGCAGAGCUGACCAUCUGGAGCCUUGCACGAUACAAGAGGACCCCUCACAACGUCUUUCUUUUAUACUGUCACAACAAUUAGGAUAAUAAAGGAAACAGAGAGAAUAUA